AUGUCUCACCGAUCUAUUGAUCUGAGUGCGCCCGGCCUUUACGAACACGACAUGCAGGACAUGUCUUUCGCACCUUUUGUCAUCGAGUUGGCACACAGCUCUGCUCAUCCCGAAAUCUCCACCAGAAUCUCAUCUCGCUCCGAAUCUUCCCCACCUCUUAGCCUCCUUAUCAGCAAGCCUGAGCCAGAGGAAGAAGAGGACGAUUUCUUUCAAGAUCCACCUGAGGUGGUAUUGAAGAGACUUCGUCGUCAGGGUAUGGUGCAGAGAAGAGACGAAACAAUCUCCACUGCUGUCCUCGAGGUACCCACCGCACAAGAAUAUCAAGAAAAGCUCGAAACUCUCUUCGUCGAUCCACCCCAGGUGGUCGGAAAGAGCAUCUUGCGCGCUCAGAAGCAAUUCUUUGCCCGAGUCAAACACGGUAUCGAGUUCAAGAAUCCGUUCUUGAGCUCGGAGAGAACGAGACGCGGAUCGAACGGUGGUGAUGUGUCACCAAAAACGGUGUUCCCUACCUACGAUGGAGAGGGUUAUGGUGAAUACGAUGAUCAGCCUGGUGCUGAUAAUAGCGAGGAUGAAUUAGAUCAACUAUUCUCGCACUUCUCAAGACCGAACUCGUGGACGCUGGGCGAUCAUGUGGACUUCGUGUCUCGAGCUGAGCAUUCAGCUGCUAGCAUAAAUAGCAGCUACAGUGGAAAGUAUUUCAACGUCUUACCAAUCCAGAUCCCAGAUACUUCUCCCCUCUUCGACAGCUCGAGAGACGUUACUGACUCGCCCGCUGCGGACGCAUUCAAUACUAGCCACCUUGCUCUGAGAAGGUUUAGUGGUCUCGAGAACCGCAUUGUCAGUCACUUCUCCGUCAGCGAUAUCUUUAUUUUAUCCGACGAUAUUCUCAACACGAUGGACAUUGGCGACGACGUUCUGGCACACUUCUCGGUUGGAUGGGACUCGGAUAUCGACGAUACUCUAGAUCAAAGAGGCUUACAAAACCCAGCACCAUCUAAUACAAACGCUGACGACGUCCUUCUUGGCAUGGAUGUCGAAGCCCUUGUCGAUGACAUCCAAAACACAACUCGACAGUUCGUGGACAAUGACCAUCUAAGAGGUGAGUGCGAACAAAAUCUGAGGCCACAUCACCGAAGGCCUGGCUGCUUCUGCUACCACUGUACUCGUCGCUAUGGGGCUGAUGAUAAAGAGCCUCACGAUGCAACAUUUUGCUCAUGUACGAACUGUUUCGUCAACCGGUACAAGGUCAUGAAAGCCAGGAAAGAAAGAACUGCCAGGAGAGAGCAUGCUGACUGGACAAAGAAGCUGCUAGGCAGACUGAACACCAAAACAAAGGAAGGCGACCAAGGCAAGCAGGAGCUUCUUGAUAUGGUCGCCAAACUCAUGCUUGAUGAAGAAGCGGAUCAGAAAGAUAUCGUCAGCGCAAGUAUCAAGUCAUCCAGAAACAGCAACAUGUUUGACUUGGUCAAAAGCGGCCUUCGAAGUCCCGAAUAG
Mollisia scopiformis is the source of this 1494-nucleotide messenger RNA. RefSeq lists its product as uncharacterized. The transcript has a single exon. The coding region runs from base 1 to 1494 and encodes 497 amino acids. NCBI's taxonomy places the organism in Eukaryota, Fungi, Ascomycota, Leotiomycetes, Helotiales, Mollisiaceae. The record is from RefSeq and is a predicted model, not a curated record.